This is a messenger RNA of Ceutorhynchus assimilis (cabbage seed weevil), 719 nucleotides long. NCBI's taxonomy places the organism in Eukaryota, Metazoa, Arthropoda, Insecta, Coleoptera, Curculionidae. The record is from the annotation of a GenBank genome assembly.
AAGUAAAUAUUUUUCAGUGAGUGUGAUUUCAUUUUAUAAUUUUAAUAAAAUUAUUAAAAUCUUAUAAAAUGUCGAACAAAAGGAAACCAGAUUCUCAAGUUCCUGCUGAAGAAAGCGACCAAUUGACCAUUCGUCCUUUGGGAGCUGGGCAGGAAGUGGGACGUUCCUGCAUCAUGAUCGAAUACAAAGGCAAGAAAAUCAUGCUGGACUGUGGAAUCCAUCCGGGCCUUUCAGGCAUGGACGCUUUGCCUUUUGUAGACCUAAUUGAAGCUGACGAAAUCGAUUUACUCCUAAUAUCACAUUUCCAUUUAGAUCACAGUGGGGCCUUGCCGUGGUUUCUUUUGAAAACCAGUUUCAAAGGAAGAUGUUUCAUGACCCACGCCACUAAAGCUAUUUACAGGUGGUUGCUUUCUGAUUACAUUAAAGUCAGCAACAUUGCAACCGAGCAAAUGCUCUACACCGAAGCUGAUUUGGAGGCUAGCAUGGACAAGAUAGAAACUAUUAAUUUUCACGAGGAAAAAGAUAUAAUGGGCAUUAAGUUUUGGGCUUACAAUGCUGGACAUGUCUUAGGGGCUGCUAUGUUUAUGAUAGAAAUUGCUGGAGUUAAAAUACUUUAUACUGGAGAUUUUUCUAGGCAGGAAGAUAGGCAUUUGAUGGCAGCAGAAAUUCCUACAAUUAGGCCAGAUGUUUUGAUUACGGUAAGUAUAAUAAGCUCCUAG